Ceratotherium simum simum (southern white rhinoceros) is the source of this 896-nucleotide messenger RNA. RefSeq names its product COMM domain containing 7 (gene COMMD7). The record is from RefSeq and is a predicted model, not a curated record. Lineage: Eukaryota; Metazoa; Chordata; Mammalia; Perissodactyla; Rhinocerotidae. Gene Ontology annotation, molecular function: NF-kappaB binding. Gene Ontology annotation, biological process: tumor necrosis factor-mediated signaling pathway; negative regulation of DNA-templated transcription.
CUGAACCAGCUGGGCGCGCAGCAGUUCUCAGCCCUGACAGAAGUGCUUUUCCACUUCCUGACCGAGCCGAAAGAGGUGGAGAGGUUUCUGGCUCAGCUCUCUGAAUUUGCCACCACCAAUCAGAUCAGUCUCGGCCCCCUCAGAAGCAUCGUGAAAAGCCUCCUUUUGGUUCCUAAUGGUGCCUUGAAGAAGAGUCUCACAGCCGAGCAGGUCCGGGCUGAUUUCAUCACUCUGGGUCUUGGUGAGGAGAAGGCCACUUACUUCUCUGAAAAGUGGAAGCAGAAUGCCCCCACCCUCGCUCGAUGGGCCAUAGGUCAGACUCUGAUGAUUAACCAGCUGGUAGAUAUGGAGUGGAAAUUUGGAGUGACAUCUGGGAGCAGCGAACUGGAAAAAGUGGGAAGUAUUUUUUUACAAUUAAAGUUGGUGGUUAAGAAAGGAAAUCAAACUGAAAAUGUAUAUAUCGAGUUAACCUUGCCUCAGUUCUACAGCUUCCUGCACGAGAUGGAGCGAGUCCGAACCAGCAUGGAGUGCUUCAGCUGAUUUCUGUCCCCCUGCCUCUGCACCGUGCCCCUCCCUGCGCCCUCCUCUUCCGUGGUGACUACUCUGAGGGCCGCCGCUCACAGGCCUGUGGGGCCUGAUUUGGCCCUGCUUCGGAGCCCAGGUGCGAAGCUUUCUGAAAAACAAUGGGAUUAAGUACUCAGCCCUGCACAAUCACCUUGCACACUUUUGUUAGGGAACCUCCACCACGUCUCUCCCAGGACACUUUUUAGAUAUUCAGACAGGCUUUUGCGUCUCAGAUUCAGGGGAGGAGAUAAACUGAGUCACCCCCCCCCCAAUCAAAGUUCCAGAGUAAAUAAAUGGUGCCGUCGCUCAAGAUGCCUGUGAUCACCCUCCCC